AUGGCUACAAGUAAAUGUCCCGAAUGUAAAAGAGUAAUUGGAGGAAGUAAUUUUGUUUCAGCUACUGGUAAUACAAGAAUUGACACAGCAAAUCGAAACGCAUUUGAACCAAAUGAUCAGAAAGGUUAUAUUUCUGAACGUAUUGACAAGGAUAUUAGUUACACUACAAGAAAAAUGCCUCCGGUUGCAUAUAGAAUACUUCAUUUAAUUGUUCAUACUAUUAUUGGUUCUCAAGCUCCUUCUCAAGCUGUUACCGCAUUAAUUCAACAACAUAAUAAGAAUUAUACUAAUGCAGUAGAUUAUUGUAUGGAACAUAUCAAAAAUGAUUGGGAAGUUUUAAAGAGAAUUCUUAAUUGUUCUGAUGAAAAUUUAGCUUUAACAUUUCACUCAAUUAUAAUGGCCCUUACUAAUAAUCCGCCAACUUAUAAUUCAAAACUUGAUACUCCUGAUGACAGAGAUCAAUGGGAAACAAAUUUUACUCAGAUAUACGUACUUCCAUUUACUCGUAAUAUAAAUGAAUCAUCUGCUCAAUUUCGUGCUCAAAUAGAACAAAAUAUGAAAAAAGAUGAUGUUAAAAAAUCUUUAUUAGAGGAACAGAUCAAUCAAACUAAUUCAAUGGAUGAAAAAUAUUGUAAUGAAAAUUUACCUUCUUUAUGGAGAAUAAUUUGUAAAAUUGAUUUUAAUAGUUUUAGAGCUUAUUAUAUUUCUGAACCAAAAAAUAUUAGAAAAUAUCCUUUCCUCAACAUUUUCUUUAAAUAUUUCGAAGAUUUACCCUUAAUUAAAUAUCUUUACCCUAUGGUUAAAUUCAUUCAAAUGUUAAAUAAUAAAUUAGGUUAUAAAUUAUUAAGAGAAGAUGCUAAAAAAACAACCUUUAGAAUGUUUAUCGAAAGUGAAGGUGAUAAAGAGGCUUACGAUGCACUUGGUAAAUCUUUUAACGAAUUUCAAGUAGCUUAUAAUUUUAUGAUUAACAAAGUUAAAAGAUAUCAAUGUCAUGAUUUACCUAGAAUUAAACCACAAAUUACUGACAAAUUUAGUAUUAUAUAUGGAUUAAUAGAAGGGAAAGAUGAAGGAAUUUAUCUUUGUGCUAUACUAGAAUAUUUAAUUAAUAUUCAAAAUACUUUCUUGGGAAAAAUAAUGUCAAUACCACCUGAAUCCUGUGAUUCUCUUGGAUUCUUACAAUCUCCUUCUUGGGACGAUACCACUUCUACAAUUGAUGAUACUCCUUACUUUAUUAGAACUAUGAGGGUUGAUCAUGCAAUUGAAGAUAAUUUUAUUAUUUAUGAAUGGAAUGAUGAAAUUCUUCAAUAUUCUCAAAGAAAUUUAGGUAUAGGAAAAGGCCAAGAUAUUAUUUAUGAUUUACAACGUAUUGAAAGUGAAUUGGCCAAUAUUUUAGUUCAAAAUAAAGUUCAUUUUGAAGUUGGUAAUGAACAAUUAGUAUUAGAACCUUUCCCUUAUCAUUUAGAAUUAUUCUCAUCUUCUAUGCGUAUACUUGGUGAUAUUAAAUCGGUAAUUCCUCAAGAGCCAAUUCCUUCUGAUAAAUUAUCACUUAUAAUCGGUCAAAACGCUAUUACCUCUUAUAUGUCACUUUCAACAUUUUCUUCAACCUUAGCUUCAAAGAAUAAUAAUUCUUCUGAAUUACUUUCUUUAUUAGAAAUUUUACUUUGUUUCAUAAAAAGAACAUCAGUUGGUAAUGGAGAAUUAAGUUUAAUUGAAUUUAUAAAUCAAUGGGUUCAAUUAUCUUCAUUAACAGAAGAUUCAAGAUUCGAAACUAUUUUAUCUUUUAAUCUUCAAUUAAAACAUAUUGUAUCACUUUAUGAAAUUAUUGAAGAACAAGUAGCCGAUAUUAUGAUUCAAUUCGUUGAUAAGAAAUAUAAAAAACCUUUAAAUGAAGAAAUGGAAGAAGAGAUUGAUAAUGCUAUUGAUUAUGAAAAUAGAAAUAAAGAAAAAAUUCCUGUAGAUUCAUUCAUAAUUGCCAUGAAAAGAUUUAUUCAAAGAGUAUUACAAAUUGAAAAUUAUGAAAAUUAUAAAGAAUAUCAUAAACUCUAUGAUUAUUUUACUGAUAUGUCUCUUAAUCUUUGGAAUAAUAAUGUAAUAAAAGAAAUUUUAGAUGCUAAAUUUCCUAAUACUCUUUUGGUAACCAAUUCUUUUACUGCUUAUGAAUACGUUACGCAGAAAAAAGAGACAUUCAAAUCUAAACAAUUAUACUCGAGUGAAAUGAAUACCAAUUCAAUUUCAAUAGAUACACAAAUGAUCGCACCUUCAGAUGCUACAUUCUUAAGUCUAACUAGUCCAACUCAACCUACUAGAACGAGAAAUAAAGGAAAGAAAGUUAUCGGUAAAUUUGAUGUUAUGUAAUUUUUAUU
Rhizophagus irregularis DAOM 181602=DAOM 197198 is the source of this 2363-nucleotide messenger RNA. NCBI's taxonomy places the organism in Eukaryota, Fungi, Glomeromycota, Glomeromycetes, Glomerales, Glomeraceae. The record is from RefSeq and is a predicted model, not a curated record.